AUGAACGCCUUGUGCUUUGCUUCUGCUGUUUGGAGGUUAGGGUCUCAAAGAUAUGUAUUUCCGCGGAAUAUUUUACACACUUUAUCUGUAUCCAAUAACAUUUUGGGAAAUAAACCGUCUGCAUACCCAUGUCUAACUCAAACACGUUCGAUAAGAAUCCUGCUGUCUAAACCUGAGGUGGAAAGUAAAGUAUUAGCUGUCUGUUCUGCGUACGAUAAAAUCCAGUCCGAUAAGCUUACGCUUGAUUCCUCGUUUAUCAAAGAUCUCGGUCUUGAUAGUCUGGACCACAUAGAAGUAAUUAUGGAAAUCGAAAAUGAAUUCCGGUUUGAAAUAAGUGAUGUGGAUGCUGAGAAAAUGCACACACCCCGUGAUAUUGUGGAACAUGUAUAUCAUUCAAUUACGAAAGCAGAACCUGCAAAAUAA
Molecule: messenger RNA, 423 nt
Organism: Schistosoma rodhaini
Lineage: Eukaryota; Metazoa; Platyhelminthes; Trematoda; Strigeidida; Schistosomatidae
Source: the annotation of a GenBank genome assembly